Messenger RNA from Ostrea edulis (European flat oyster), 1625 nucleotides. RefSeq lists its product as uncharacterized. The transcript is spliced from 12 exons. Lineage: Eukaryota; Metazoa; Mollusca; Bivalvia; Ostreida; Ostreidae. The coding region runs from base 74 to 1504 and encodes 476 amino acids. The record is from RefSeq and is a predicted model, not a curated record.
UAACAUGUGUAGUUUAUUUUAAGUAUCCGGUGAGAGAUAAGUCAUACAUAUCGCUCUUGACGGGACAGUUAUAAUGGCGAUUAUUACAUUUCUUAUAGGUGUGUUGAUUCACUCGGUUCUGACAUCUGCCCAAUCGUGUGACAAUAUAGAUGACCAAGUGUGUCAAGGGUUCGCCGCCAAAACCAACGUAUGCACAGAUCCAUGUUUAUCCAAGCUAUGUCCUAGAACAUGUAACCUAUGCCCUCUGAAAUGUUACCAUUGUGACGGAGUUUCCUCGCCAUCUUUGUGCACCGCCACCCAGAUCUGUCCAAGCAAGAAUUAUUCCUGCAUUGUGACUGAGUCUCUGGGAUCUGAUUUCGCCAUCAACUACAGACAAGGUUGUGCCACUGCAGAGGUUUGUACACGGUUGUUUGGUUCUGGAGCUCCGACACUUAUUGGACGUAGCGCGUCAAAUCUUAAUGGCGAAUGUUGUGAUAACGAUCUCUGCAACAGCAUUAGUCCGGUAGGGAAACGACAAGUGGUCGAUCUACCAACUACAAUGCGUCCAAGAACGACAACCCCAACAUUUACAACUCCGACAUUUACAACUCCAACAUUUGCAACAUUCACAACCACACCCCCUAAGACACAAGCACCGCCCAUGAUGACGACAUCACCGCAACCUAUUCUGUCCUCCCAGUGCGAAGAUGUAGAUCAAGCUUCUUGCCAGCGCCUCGGCACAAUCAAGAAGGACAUGUGUAAUGACGAUUGCUUUGUACGGGCGUGUCCGAGAACAUGCGGGAAAUGCGCUGAGUGUUACUCAUGUCAACAUGUCUCAAGUCCUGCCAAUUGCACCAAGCACCUCGUGUGUGAACCAGGGGAGAAAUGCUACGUUUUGAAGACUUUGAGUUAUAGCGGUGAAGAAGGAUAUAAUCUAGGCUGCAUGCUUGAUAAUGUUUGUAAGAAGUUCAACAGCCAGGCUGGGAAUGUGUUUGGGAAGAGAAAUGACCCGGUGGAACUGUCUGUCGACGGCGACUGUUGUACCGGGGACCUAUGUAAUCACGUGGGACUCACACACGGGUCAACAGUCACUACUAUUUCGCCGCCUACAGGAGUUGGAUGCACAUACACAGCUGCCCUCCAUCAUUGUCCCACCAAUUUCCACUUGAUUGAUGGGAAAUGCAUGAUGAUCCCAUCGCGUCAAAUGUCGUAUAAGCAAGCCGAGAGUUAUUGUAGAAACCAUUGCUCUGUGCUGAUUGAAAAUUUCUCAGCCAAGGACACACCUGCGAUAGCAUACUUCAUUCAGACAACAUUAAGAGGACAGUCCAAUUACGUGUACAUUGGUGCUCAGGACGCAGACCAUGAUGGAGAUUACAAUUGGAAUCAGGCGGGAACGGUUGUUGCUCAUUCGUCAUCUCCAGUCAAUGGACACUACUGCCUCACGUAUUCAGCCAUAACAAAAGGAGUCCAUCCAGUCUCUUGCACAUCGUUCCACUACGUCCUUUGUCAAGCACAAAUGAAAUAAAUCGUAACUUCCAUGUAACUUCCAUCUAUGAAAGAGAAAUGACUUUCUCCAUUUUCAAAGAAAUACUUUGUAGGCUUGUAAAUAUCAAGUAAAAUUCAGAUAAAUAACUAACAGAAAUUAC